AUCUUUUUCAGCUACCACCUUGAGUCGGUCACUAAUCAAUCUUAUGCUAUAAUUAAUCAGCUUAAUAAUCUAAACUUAUGACUGACACUACCAAUAUAACUCUACCGUUAAUCCUCGAACAACUAAUAAUCUUCUCACAUUAGUCAACCUUCGUAAAACCCCAAAAGUCUCCCUCCUAUUUCAAUCAACCGCGCUCUGUCUACCUGUUACAGGCGCUGAUGCCGUUAAUCAUCCAUUUCUGUGAGCUAAAAUGGAGCUUUUAAUGCCAUUCCCCUUCCCUGACCCAACCGUUGACCGGUGCUCCCGCUUCUCAUCCUCCUCUUCUUCUUUCUCAAUGGCGAGUUACGGUGCCGAAUUGGAACGGCAAGCUAGUCGCGCCGAGUUGAACUCCAGGUUGACGGACAUAGAAGAAGAAGAAGAAGAAGAAGGAGGAGGAAAAGGUGGAGAGAAGAGAGAGAAAGUGUAUGUAGCGGUUGGAAAGUCGGAGGAGAAGACCGUUUCUUUGCUUCAAUGGACGUUUCAUAAUUUCCGUUGCUGCGAUAUUUGCCUUGUUCAUGUUCAUCAUCCCUCUUCUUUUAUACCUACUCCCUUAGGAAAACUACCAGCAACCCAAGCAAAUGCAGUAGUGGUGGAUGCAUACAGGAAAGAAGAGAGAGAGAAAGUGAAGAAACUUCUCCGUGCUUACUUGGACUUUUGCUAUAGAGCAAAGGUAAAAGCAAGCAGCAUUAUCACUGAAGAUGAUCAAAUUCAAAAGGGACUCUUGAAUCUGGUCAUGAAAUACGGCAUGCAGAAGCUUGUUAUGGGGUCAGUCCCUGAAAACUGCGUGAAGGUGAAAAAGAAUUCUCGUAAAGCAAGUUAUGCUGCAAAAAGCGCUCCUGCAUUUUGUGAGAUAUGGUUUAUCCAUAAAGGGAAACAUGUAUGGACAAGAGAAGCAUUCGAGAAAGUCAUAGUUUCUACAACUUAUCAGGCAGAUGAACCUAGGACGGAUAGAUUAAGGUCAAAAUCUUUCCAGUACAAGGAGAAUGAUCGCCUAUACAAUCCUGUUAAUCUUCGUUCUAGAUCUUCUCAUCUAAGCGUACGAGGCUCUGGGGUGAAAGAUUGGAAAACGACAGAACUCACUGAUGAGGAUUUACUGCUACCUUGUUCAGGAAAUCCUAGGCACCCUGGAUAUGCUCGAAGCUCAAUCAGCAAUGAUUCUGCAUCAAGUACAUCCACGGAGAUAAGGGUUUCAUCUGAUUCUGGUCUCAAUUUGGAGGAAGAAAAUCUGUAUGGUCAGCUUUUGGAAGCAAAAGCAAGAGUUGAAACAUCAAGAAAUGAAGCAUGUUUGGAAUUUUUAAAGCGCAAAGAACUGGAAGCUGAAGCAAUGAAGACAAUGAGAAAGGUGAAGGAGUUUGAAUCUCUUCAAACUCAUGAAGCUGGGCUUAGAGAGGAAGCUGAAGUUGCUCUGAACAUCUUGAUGGAUGAACAAGAAAGGCUAUUUGAAGAGAGACUAAAAGUUACAGAAGAGCUCCAGAAGACCAUGAGGAGUGUAGCUGUACUUGAUAGUCGUGUCCAGGAGGCCAACCGCCGUGGUAAUGAGGCAGCUGAGGAGUUGAAACUUAUCCAAGUAUGUGUUACAAGUCUAUGGCAAGAAAAGAAAAAUAUUGAAAGACAAAAAAUGGAAGCUGAACGCUGGCUUGAGAACUGGAGAAGUCGCAGGCGGACUGGUGGGUCGAACCUCCGUGGGUAUAGAGGGCUUAUGGAUGACGUGCCUGAGUUAGUGGAAUUUUCUCUAUCGGAUCUGCAAUCUGCGACAUGCAAUUUUUCUGAUAGCUUUAAGCUAGUUGAAGGGGGAUAUGGUAGCAUCUACAAGGGAGAAUUGCUGAGUAAAACUGUUGCCAUACAAAGAUUCCAUGCACACAACAUCCAAGGCCCAUCGCAAUUUCAGAAACAGGUUCAGGUUCUCGGCAAGCUACGGCACCCUCAUUUGGUGACUUUAAUUGGUGUAAGUCCAGAGGCCUGGUCUCUUGUUUAUGAUUAUGUACCUAAUGGGUGCCUCCAGUGGCGUCUUUUCCAGAAAAACAACAUUGCACCACUUUCAUGGAAAAUCCGAGCUAGAAUCAUCUCUCAGAUUUCAACUUCCCUUUUAUUCCUUCAUACUUCUCAUCCGGAAAAAAUAAUCCAUGGUGAUCUGAAACUCGAAAGCAUCCUUCUGGAUUCUGAUUUACAUUGCAAAAUCGGUGAUUUUGGGUUCUCCAAGUUACUGUCGGAGGAUACCCCUAGUUUCCCUAGUUUUCACCGUUAUCCUGAACCUCAGGGUGCCUUCCCAUAUAGAGAUCCAGAAUUCUAUAGAACAGGCAAAUUAUCGACGAAGUCCGAUAUUUAUUCAUUUGGCGUCAUUAUAUUGCAGCUACUGACUGGACAACCUCCAGUAGGAUUGAUAGCUAAUGUCCGUAGAGCAAUUUCCGGUGGAAAGUUAGAUUCGAUCUUGGAUUCAUCUGCAGGGAAUUGGGGACCAUUUGUGGCAGAGAAAUUGGCAGAUGUGGCUUUGAGGUUCUGUGAACAGAAUUGUCGGGUUAGGCCAGAUCUGACACCCUCCCUGGUGAAAGAGCUUCAACAGCUCCAUAUCUCAAAAGAGCGGCCGGUGCCAUCUUUCUUUCUGUGUCCUAUCCUUCAGGAAAUCAUGUGUGACCCUCAAGUAGCAGCUGAUGGGUUUACCUAUGAGGGAGAGGCCAUACGCGAGUGGUUACUAAAUAACCGGGAAACUUCACCUAUGACCAAUUUGAGAUUGGAUCAUCUGCAUCUUACUCCAAACAAUUCGUUGAGGCUAGCUGCUCAAGAAUGGCUGUGCAAAUACUGAAUGUCCAUGUGCGUCUGCGGUCAAUCUUUGUUAAUAACCUUGUACAGAUAUAAUACUAACUAGGUUUGCUUCCGGAGUUGUAGAUGGUGCAAUCAUGUCUCUGUAUUUGAAAGUUUAGCCCCUGAUGAGAAACUGGGAAAACGUAAGAUAAGGGGUGCAAGGAAUGUAAGUACAGUAAUUGCUUCUUCUGUAAUCUUUCUGAAACCCAAGAAAAUGUGAAGUUAGGUAGAUUAUAUACUCUAGUGUUUAUACCUUUUGUUGAAAAUAGCACAAUAAACUGAGACAUUUCUAGCCAUAUAGCAUUAUCCUUCUCUAA
This is a messenger RNA of Spinacia oleracea (spinach), 3155 nucleotides long. RefSeq names its product U-box domain-containing protein 33. Bases 251 to 2839 code for a protein of 862 amino acids. The record is from RefSeq and is a predicted model, not a curated record. Lineage: Eukaryota; Viridiplantae; Streptophyta; Magnoliopsida; Caryophyllales; Amaranthaceae. Gene Ontology annotation, biological process: protein phosphorylation; protein ubiquitination. Gene Ontology annotation, molecular function: ubiquitin-protein transferase activity; ATP binding; protein kinase activity. The transcript is spliced from 7 exons.